GUAGCACGUGUGCCUUUCGUUCAGAGAGAAAUUCAGAUUUGUCAGAUUUGUGUAAAGUUUGUAACAAGUCACAGAAAAAAAAAAAAAAAAAAUUUGUGAAAUUUCUUGAAAUAAAAUUUUUUUUUGAAAAUGGACCGCAUAUCAGCGUACGCCGCUUACGGUCUAGCGCCAAAGAAGACAUCGAAGCGUUCCACAAUGAAGAUAGCGAAACAUUUUUCAAAAAAGAAUGCAAAGAAAACUAAAGAAGCUAUGGCGGCCAAGAAGGAAGCUCGUAAGGCAGCUGCAAAGGCUGCUCUAAGAGAGGUAAGAAAAUUAGAACGAAAGGCCGCGGCAGACAAAGCCGCAAAGAUAGCCGCAGAUAAAGCCGCAGAUAAAGCAGCAGCCAAAGCCGCAGCCAAAGCAGCAAAGAAAGCUGCAAAGAGAGAGAAGAAUAUAGCUAAAAAGCAACCAGAGAAGUCAGCUGCAGGGGUGACAGAGAACGUGCAGAAGCAACUAGAAAAUGGGCAGGAGAAUAACGGAACGUUGAUCAAUCUGUCAAACGGCAAACAGCACCAGAAGCCGAAGGCCGCCAAAAUGAGCAGCUCGAACGGCAGUUUUUCGGGCAUCGACAGCGAUUUUCUAAACAGCAGCGAUUUCGGCUCCACUGAAGACAGCUUUAUGAGCGGCAGUGGCGAUAGCUUCGAUUAUAGCAACAAUAGCGAUUUUGACUUUGACAGCGAUGGUGACUCGAAUGAUUUCGAUGACAGCGAUGCCGCUGCCAGCAGCUGCGCCAGUUGUGAGUAUUUCGAUAUGGACUCCAAUAUGGUGGUUGGCCAAGAGAGCGACACUAACGGUAAUAGCUACAUGCAUAACGGUACAACUCAAAGCGAAGAUCAAUUCACUGAGGAAUACACGCUGAGCAGCAUUUUCAACAGCACCAGCAGCAGCGGCGCCAAUCCGAUUAAAGUCGAGCCACGCAAAGCAGCCAAGCGCAACGAGCCUUUCGACCUGAACAACAAUAAGAAUAAGCCGACUGCAGCCAAGCAGCCGAAGAUGUCCCUGAAGCAGGAGCAAGCCCAGGUGGGCAAGCAGCGCGCCGAUCCGGCGCCAUCGUGCCCGUUGCCGCCGCGUCCAUCGAAGACAAUGAUCAAGUCGUGUCCGCUGCCACCCAAGGCACCGGCUGCCAAGCCCGUGCCGAACAAGUGCCGCCUGAGCAGCCGCGAAUCUCUGACCAAAACCGGUGCCAAAUCGUGCCGCCUCUCCAGUGCUCCGGCCGACAAGAUGGCCAACAAAAUGGCGGCCCCGUCGCGCAAGUCUAGCAGCAAGAACAAAAACAACGAUAACAACAACAUCGAUACCAACAACAAGAAGGAUGCCAACAACAAGAAGGAUGCCAACAACAACAAGGAUAUCAACAACAAGAAGGAUGCCAACAACAACAAGGAUACCAACAACAACAAGGAUAACAACAACAAGAACAAGCUGAGCUCGAACGUUUCACAGCUGGUGACCGGCAAUGAGAAGCAACGUGGUCCGGUGCAUUUGGAGAACAGCAUCGAGGAGGGCAAACGCAUGCUGAACUGGCUGUUGAAUCCGAUAACCUCGGAGACCUUCUUCGAGCAGUACUGGGAGCGCAAUGCAUGCCAAGUGAAGCGCAAGCAGCCAAACUACUUCACCCAGCUGAUCUCGUUCCAGAUGAUUGACGAGAUGCUAAUAGAGAACCAGUUGGAGUUCACCACCAACAUUGACGUGACCACCUAUAAGAAGGGCGUGCGCCAGACCCUGAAUCCCGUGGGCCGCGCCAUGUCCCCAGCCAUUUGGGGCUACUACGGCGAUGGGUGCAGCAUCCGCAUCCUGAACCCGAGCACCUAUUUGCCCAAGCUGCGUCAGCUGUGCAGCACAAUGCAGGAGUUCUUCCACUGCCUCGUCGGGGCAAAUGUCUAUCUGACUCCGCCGAACAGCCAGGGAUUCGCGCCACACUACGACGACAUCGAGGCCUUCGUCAUCCAGGUGGAGGGCCGCAAGCGCUGGCGCCUGUACGCCCCACCGCACCAGUCCGAUGUGCUGGCACGCACCUCCUCGGGCAACUACAAGCAGGAGGAGCUAGGCCAGCCGCUCUUCGAUGCCGUCCUCGAGGCGGGCGACAUUCUCUACUUCCCUCGCGGCACCGUCCACCAGGCCGUCACCGAACCGAAGCAGCACUCGCUUCACAUCACUCUCAGCGUCUAUCAGCAGCAGGCGUACGCCAAUCUACUGGAGGUGCUGAUGCCGUCCGUCUUGGAGCGCGCCAUCAAGCACCAUCUUUCGCUGCGUCGCGGGCUGCCGCUGCACAUCUGGCAGCACGUCGGCCUGGCCAAGGGCGGCCAGCAGAGCGAGCAGCGCGACCAGCUCAUGAAUAGCACCAAGCAACUCGUCCAGCGCUACCUGGUGCCCACCGAGGCCCAGAUCGACGCUGCCGUGGAUCAGCUGGCCAAGCGUUUCCAGCACGAGGCGCUGCCGCCCUACAUCAAGCCCGAGGAGAGCAUGCGCACCGUCUUUGGGUCGCGCAGCUUGACUGAUAGCCGCGGCCAGUGCCUCUGCGACUACGAGCUGACCGAGAAGACCAAGGUCCGUCUACUACGCGCCAACAUCCUGCGCCUGGUGGCCGACGGCAGCAGCCUGCGCGUCUACUACUACGUGGACAACGCUCUCGAGUACUGCAAGAACGAGCCCAACUACAUGGAAAUCCAGCCCACUGAGGCGCCCGCCGUCGAGGCCCUGAUGACCACCUAUCCGGCCUAUUUGAAGGUUGGCAAGCUGCCCCUGCGCAGCGCUGACCGUCGCAUCGAGGUGGCCACGGCCCUCUGGGAGCGCGGACUACUCAUGACCGAGAAGCCCUUCAAAUAAAUCCAAAUAUGUAUCUAUAAAUGGCUGCAGCUAGCCCAUCCUACACAAACUCAAACAUGCGCUGUGAUUCUCCGCGUUAAUCAAGCACACUAAAACAAUCCUCGUUAAUUGUAACUGUAACAACUAACCAUACACCCUCAUACACUACCGCACACUUUGUAAUACACCGAGUUAAUCGCACACACAUUCUGACCUGAUAUAUUGUACUCCACUGCACUACUUUGCUAUAAAUGAAUAAUAUAAUUGUACUCCACACACAUAUCCUGUAAUGGUAUGCUAUAAUUCCAGCAAGGCCAACUCUACUCAACAAAUCAAAAUGUCUUCUAAAGAAAUGUGUCCAACGCGAAUGAAAAAUAAAGUAUUUUUUUAUAAAAAAUGUA
Molecule: messenger RNA, 3245 nt
Organism: Drosophila mojavensis
Lineage: Eukaryota; Metazoa; Arthropoda; Insecta; Diptera; Drosophilidae
Gene: NO66
Product: bifunctional lysine-specific demethylase and histidyl-hydroxylase NO66
Exons: 1
Coding region: 130-2865 (911 amino acids)
Cellular component (GO): nucleolus
Molecular function (GO): histone H3K4 demethylase activity; histone H3K36 demethylase activity
Source: RefSeq, a predicted model, not a curated record